AUGUGGCUCGACCGGCUCUCAGGGAGUCAAGCCAGCGCGUCCGGGCCCUCAACUCCUCAGCUCACCAGCCGGCACAACUCGCCGCUUCCGCGAAAGCCACAGGCCAAUCUCAGUCCCUACGUAACCUCUCAGCGGCAAGGGCCCUCUCCGCGGGGGUCGUCUCUGUCAUUAGUAUCCAGCGACUCUACAACCUCGCUAUUGGCAUCAUCACGCAAGCCCAAUGGCUCAGAAGUGAUACAAUCAGCCGCGCCUCAGGUUCCGGACUCGGUAAACAUCUUGGAGAAGCUAUUGGCGGCAGAUUCGGAGAUUGUAGGCAAGCCUCAGGGCAAGGCAAGCUUUAUCACGGAGGAGGACCUGGGGCUUGAUGUUGAUUUUGGAGGAUUGUCUCUCAAGGAGCUGGCUGCUGGGAGCUUCCAUGCCGAUGCCACAAGCUUCCGCCGGCCUCAGAAUGCGAGCGAGUAUGAGAACGACAAGGCCCGAUUCGACGCCCUGCAUCGAUCCAUUGUUGCGUGCGACGAAAUCUUGAACUCGGUCGAAAUCAAUCUUGCGGAUUUUCGCAAUGAUCUUUCCACUGUUUCCGCUGAUAUCGAAACUUUGCAAACCCGUUCCAGCAUAUUGAGCCGAAGGUUGGAAAAUCGAAAACGAAUAGAAAAGGCGCUUGGCCCACUGGUAGAAGAGCUGAGCGUGUCCCCCGAAACAAUUUCCAGGAUAACGACAAGCCAUAUUGAUGAAGCAUGGGCAAAAACUUUGAAUGAAUUAGACAAGAGAGCCUCAGCCGUUCAGAAGCUAUCAGGAACACAGCAGGGCAAAGCUAGUGAAGAGCUUGGUCCAAUAUUGGAGAAACUAAUAUUAAAGGCUGUCGAACGGAUUCGCGACUUUCUUGUGGCCCAGAUAAAGGCCCUUCGGUCGCCCCAUAUCAAUGCGCAAAUCAUACAGCAACAAAACUUUUUAAAAUUCAAAGACCUCUACACAUUCCUCCAUAAACAUCAUGCGACGCUCGCAGACGAAAUUUCGCAGGCGUAUAUGAACACGAUGCGAUGGUAUUACCUCAAUCAGUUCACGCGCUACGAGAGAGCUUUGGCCAAGCUCAAACUCCAUAUUCUGGACAAGAAUGACGUUCUGGGACAGGAAGACGCGACAAGAAAAACAGCCGUCUUAUCCAGUAGUCGUGCUCCUGGCCCACCGCAUGAUGCAUUCAAUCUUGGACGUCGGAUUGAUAUGCUCCGGACGAAGAGCACCUCGGCCAUCUCGUCAUACCUGGCAGAGGAGGACCAAUCAACUCACUACUUGGAGGUUCCCUUUCGAAAUUUCAACUUGGCUCUCAUCGAUAAUGCCACAGCCGAAUAUACCUUCUUGGCAUCCUUUUUCGCUCCCGCCUUGUCGUAUUCACAAAUAUCAAAAAAUUUCAACUAUAUAUUUGAGCCAACGUUUGAGGUUGGUAGAGUGCUUUCAAGAACCCUCGUAAGCGAGACAUUUGAUGCGCUGGGCCUCCUACUCUGCAUUCGACUUAACCAACACUUUGCUUUUGACCUUCAAAGGCGAAAGGUCCCUGCUGUGGAUGGCUAUGUCAACGGUACGAAUAUGCUAUUGUGGCCACGGCUGCAGGUUAUCAUGGACCGCCAUUGCGAAUCCGUUCGACUACUGACGAAUGCUGCGCCCGCGAAAAUCGCCAAGGCCGACCAGUUGAAGCUGUCCGCCGCACCGCACAUGGUGACCCAGCGGUUUGGGCAGCUGCUCCAAAGCUUCCUGGCCCUCUCCACGGAAGCUGGCGACGAUGAGCCCGUCGUCGCCAGUCUCCGCCGUUUGCGGUCCGAAAUCGAAGCUUUCUUGACUCGACACAGUCAAACGCAUGGCGAUACGAGAAAAAGCGAGCGAUUUUUAUACAACAAUUAUUCUUUGAUUCUUACCAUUAUCGGCGAUGAAAAUGGCAAGUUAGCGCAGGAGCAACAGGAGCACUUUGAGGAAUUAAAGCAAAAAUACCAGGGCGAAUCAUAG
Trichoderma gamsii is the source of this 1995-nucleotide messenger RNA. RefSeq lists its product as hypothetical. The coding region runs from base 1 to 1995 and encodes 664 amino acids. The transcript is spliced from 3 exons. Gene Ontology annotation, cellular component: GARP complex. Lineage: Eukaryota; Fungi; Ascomycota; Sordariomycetes; Hypocreales; Hypocreaceae. Gene Ontology annotation, molecular function: syntaxin binding. Gene Ontology annotation, biological process: Golgi to vacuole transport; retrograde transport, endosome to Golgi; endocytic recycling. The record is from RefSeq and is a predicted model, not a curated record.